Messenger RNA from Lasiosphaeria miniovina, 1551 nucleotides. Its product is annotated as Alpha/Beta hydrolase protein. The record is from RefSeq and is a predicted model, not a curated record. Gene Ontology annotation, molecular function: serine-type peptidase activity. Bases 184 to 1482 code for a protein of 432 amino acids. NCBI's taxonomy places the organism in Eukaryota, Fungi, Ascomycota, Sordariomycetes, Sordariales, Lasiosphaeriaceae. Gene Ontology annotation, biological process: proteolysis. The transcript has a single exon.
UCUACCAUCGACUCCGGAGACCGCCACGCGCCAUGGCUGCUGAAUUUGUGUAACUCUGUAUUGGUAUCCUUUCCAUUUGAACUCUAUCGUGAACCCAACUCGGCAGCGUUUACCUCAGUAGUUUUAGCACCACUUCACGCUGAGAGCCACAGACACAGACACAGACAACACGCAUCCGCCAAGAUGCAUCACUUCUUCCCUGGUAUUUUCUUCGGUUUCGAAACCGUCCGCAUCCUCGGCAUGGCCGCAGCCGGUGGUGCCGAGCUGGCCGAAUGCCUGGACGCAAUUGGCCGCAUCAAGGACAACGACCCCGAGAGCUGGCACCGCGCGUGGGCCGAGCAGGCCCGCAAGGCUGAAGCCAUCGCCAACGAGGCCCGCGCAAGCGGCGACAGGGAAGCCGCAAAACGCGCCCUGCUGCGCGCCCACAACUACUCUCGCGCCAGUUACUACAUGCUCCCCGGCGCCGGCCCCCUGAGCCCGGACCCGCGGUACCUCCCACUCUGCGAGAAAUCCGUCGCCCUCUUCCGCGACGCCACACGCUUCUUCCCACCCGGCACAGUACACCGUCUCGAGAUCCCCUUUGAGGGGCGCGUGCUGCCGGGUUACCUCUACCUCCCCCCACCCUGGCGCCGGAUUCCGGGCCAACAAAAAGCCCCCAUCCUCAUCGCCAACAGCGGGGCCGACGGCCUGUCAGAAGAAAUCUACUUCAUGGCGCCCGCCGCCGCGCUGGAAUUGGGAUACGCGGCCGUCACCUACGAAGGACCCGGCCAGGGGCUAACGCUGCACCGCGACGGGGUCGUUUUCCGGCCCGACUGGGAAGUCGUCGCCAGCGCCGUGCUCGACCACCUCGAGACCCUGUCAGCCACAAAGCCCGAGCUGGACAUGGACACGGGCCGCUUCGCCGUCUGGGGGACGUCCCUGGGCGGGUACUUUGCCCUGCGCGCUGCCGCCGGCGACUCCCGCUUCAAGGCGUGCGUGGCCGUCGACCCGGUCCACGACUUCUGGGACUUUGCCACGACGCAGGUCCCCAAGGCGUUCCUGGCGGCGUGGGAACGCGGCUGGAUCGGGGACGGGGCCGUCGACGCCGUCAUCAACCUGGGCACCCGGCUCGCAUUCCAGAUGAAGUGGAACAUCGCCACGACGGGGACCUUUUUCGGGCUGCGCCGCCCUUCGCAGAUCCUGCGCGCAAUGAAGAGCUACACGCUGCGGCUCCCGGGGGGGGGCAGCCUGCUGGAUCGGAUUCGGUGCCCAGUGCUCGUCACGGGCGCGAAGGCGUCGCUUUAUCUAGACGUGUCGACUCACACGUCGGCCGUCUAUGACGGGUUGAGGAAUUUGAAGGAGGGGGACGAGAAGCAGCUGUGGGUGGGCACGACGCCGGGGGAGGGCGGGCUUCAGGCCAAGGUGGGCGCUCUGGCGCUGUCAAACCAGCGUGUGUUUCGGUUUCUGGACCGACAUUUUGGCAUCGUCCGGGAGUCUCUGUGACGUCGGGAGAAUCUGUGACGUCGGGAGUAUCUGUGACGUCGGGAGUAUCUGUGACGUCAGGAGUAUCUG